AUGUGGAUCCUUUGUUGGGCCAUCAGAGAACCAUACGAGCACAAUCGGGUCCUUCGUCAAUUUCAAUAUAAGCAAACUGUGCUAGAGUACCCGUUAAUCAAUGACAUUGAUCGUUGGAAUGCGAUACACCGCGGAUGCCUUGGGACUGGAAAGGCAUAUGAUGAUUGGGUGCAAAAACACACCGAGUCUUCAAAUCUCAGCGACGUAUAUCAUCUCGCUGAUGCAGCCUUACGGGAAAAUCCAGGCCUCGGUGGUAGUCUAGAGGAUAAACUCUUGCAAAUCUUCGACAAGAGUUUCAGUGCCCUGACUUUGGGCCUACAUGAUAUGAGCACUCAGCCCGAUACUCAGGAUUUAGCGCCAGCUCGUGGGCAUGCAUUGGCAGAGGAUAGAUGGUUGGAGUUGUAUACUUUAGAAGUUGAAGUUGAAGGGACAGAUGGUGAAGCUACAGGGAAAGCUGAAUUUGAUGACCAAGAUUAUGAAGAGAAUAUAAAUGAGAGUGAAGCAACAUGGGGUGUUGAAGAUAGUAAUAUUGAAGCUGCUGCAACUGUGGCACGGGGUAUUGGCAAGAAGAAACUUAUAGGAAGUAAUAGCAGAAAUCAGCAAGAGGGUUCAAGUAAGAUUCCUGAAAUCGGUAAGUCAAUGGGAGAGUUCACACAUACAGGUGUUGGGGAUGUCGAUGAAAGUGAAGAUGAACGUAUUGGUCGUAGACUAAGGGAUUUGAAUCUCACUAUACCAGAUUCUGAUGAUGACUUUGAACCACUCCAUGAAUCAGAUGCAGAAGGUGAGGAACUUUUAGAACAAUUUAAUUCAGAGAAAGACAUGUGGGACCCUCCUUUGAAGUGUGGACUUACCUUCAAUAGCUUGGAAGAGUCAGCACAUGUUAUUAGAACAUGGAAUAAUAAGGGGCUUUCAGUGGAAAUUUCAGAAAAUUGA
Molecule: messenger RNA, 933 nt
Organism: Oldenlandia corymbosa var. corymbosa
Lineage: Eukaryota; Viridiplantae; Streptophyta; Magnoliopsida; Gentianales; Rubiaceae
Source: the annotation of a GenBank genome assembly